Molecule: messenger RNA, 7429 nt
Organism: Hypanus sabinus (Atlantic stingray)
Lineage: Eukaryota; Metazoa; Chordata; Chondrichthyes; Myliobatiformes; Dasyatidae
Gene: icmt
Product: isoprenylcysteine carboxyl methyltransferase
Exons: 5
Coding region: 466-1314 (282 amino acids)
Biological process (GO): C-terminal protein methylation
Cellular component (GO): endoplasmic reticulum; membrane
Molecular function (GO): protein C-terminal S-isoprenylcysteine carboxyl O-methyltransferase activity
Source: RefSeq, a predicted model, not a curated record
AAGUUUCUCACUGCACCUCGCUACAUGCGUCAGCAAUUUACCAAUAAACUCUUCUCCAGUGAAGGUAUGGAUUCUAAUCGAAGGUCGGGAAAGCACUAGAACACUUUUCAACAGUUUGCCAAGUAUGCCAGCAAGGAAUUUACACACUUCAUCUCCGUCCCGUGACGUUGGUUUGGUUUAGGGUCAACAGUGGCCAGAAUACUGGGAACAACUCUGCUAGUCCUCUCCUAUGCUGCCCUAUUGUCGUUGGGGUCCACCUGAAGAGGGGAACGAAGCCUUCACACAACACCCCAACCGCUGACCCCUCAACCCCACGGCCAGUGUCCACCCAUCGCGGUCACGUGACCCGGCCGCCUCUCCCCGCGGCUGCGCAGUGAGGACCGGGCGCGAGGCUGCCGCGGACUUCCGCGAGAUCGGCCGGGCCCUGCCGUGACUGGCGUGGAUCUCGCGAGAGCCGCAGUGGCGAUGGCAGGUGGCCGGCUGGUCGCCGAGGGCCGUCUGAGUGCCGGUUGUUUCGCGCUCGGAGUCUCCGUGGUCCUGGUGCCGGCCCUCGUCCGCACCCAGUGCGCCUUCACCAGCGGUGCGCUGCUGGCCACCUACCUGGCUGUCAUCAACGUCCUGUUGCUGCUGCUGUACCGGGGGCUUCAUUACCAGAUUGCUGUUCGGGCCUGUUUCCUUGGUUUUGUUUGUGGUUGUGGUUUAAUACUGAGCUUUGGAGGAUCAUCAUGGCAACACUUUGGAUGGUAUUUGUGCUCUCUGAGUUUUUUCCACUAUUCAGAAUACUUUGUGACUGCAGUUAUUAAUCCCAAGUCCCUCUCUCUGGACUCUUUCUUGUUAAAUCAUAGUGCAGAAUACAAACUAGCAGCCAUGUCUUCCUGGGUGGAGUUUACCAUUGAGAAACUUCUCUUUCCAGACAUGAAGCAAGUCACGUGGCUCAGCUUCCUUGGUUUGCUGAUGGCCCUGUUUGGGGAAUCGCUACGCAAAGCAGCCAUGUUGACAGCUGGAUCAAAUUUUAAUCAUAUUGUACAAAACGAGAAGGCGGAGUCCCACAGGCUCGUCACCUCUGGAGUUUACUCUUGGUCCAGACAUCCAUCCUAUGUGGGCUGGUUUUACUGGAGCAUUGGCACUCAGGUAAUCUUGUGUAAUCCCAUCUGCAUCGUGGGAUACACAUUGGCUUCAUGGCGCUUUUUUCGCGAACGUAUUGAAGAAGAGGAGAUGACUCUGAUCCAGUUUUUUGGUGAAGACUAUGAACUGUAUAAGAAACAGAUUCCAACACGACUUCCCUUCAUCAAAGGUGCAAAAUUAGAACCAUGAAGUGAAAAGGGACAAUAAGAAAGAAACGUACAAUCAAAUGAGCUGACAGCAGGCUGCUGUUAACCCUUAGCACCUCAAUAUUUGAUUUCAAUCUUGAGAAGAGUUCCUCAGCUGUUGCUGUUGAGAAUAUCUUAGCUAGCUUCAAUCUGUUAGAGCAAGGGUGUGGUGCUGCAGAGGGCAAAUCUGUAAAGGAGCACUGCUGUGGAUAGUGGGAACUGAAAUACACAGUGCAAAUUUUAGAGGCCACUCACUCCAGCUAUUGCUUUGACAAAGCCAUUCAUUAUAGACUUUGUAUUUCAUAUAAGGACUCUUUAUGACCAAAAACAAUUCCAGGAGGGCUGCUUUAUACUAUUUUAGGGAAGAUGCAUUAUUGUAAUGUACCAACAUACUGUAUCAGGAAAGGUAAAUUACAUAAAUAUCAGUCUUACUAUAAACAUAGAUAAUCAUAGUUUGUUUUUUUAAAAAAAAGAUGGAUUUGCUUUAUUUUGUCUUGACCAGAAUCUGUUACUUUUUAUUCAGGAAGAUGCUGAAAUUAGUGAUAUUUUAUGUUGAGCUUUUAUUUAUACAAUGACGAAGGACCAGCUUUACACCUGGAUCCUGGUUAUGUAAGCAACCAGGGUGAUGGAUUGAAAGUUUUCUUUACCAACCACCCUUCAUAAAAUUGAUGUCUCAACUCAAUUCCUACCAAGCAUGGGCCUAUUUCUCAUAAUUUGCCUCUCAUUUUGGAUGAAUUGGCCACUAAAUAGGCUUUCUCACAAGAGAAUUGAGCUAGAAGUGGUCAUAUUUGAGCAAGCAUCUGAGAUUUGGAGCUGAGUCAUCGUCGGGGUGUUUUUGAGGGAGCUGUGUUGCGUGCUGUACCUGACCUAGAACCACUAAAUGGUUACUUUGAGUGCCUGAACUGAAACUGUCUCUUUUCUCAUCCUUCACCUUGAGAAAAAUAGAUAUAAAAUUGAUCACCACUUUUUUGUUACCUCUACACCAUUGAGGGAGAAUGGGAACAGUAUUACCAUAUUUAAAUAUGGGGAUAAAAACUGCAAAUGCUGGAAAUCUUAAAUAAAAACAGGUGUUUACCUAAAAUAUUAACCUAUCUCUUACACUGUGCAUGCAGACUCACUGCUUUCUAGAUUUUGUGGCAGCAUGGUCAUGUUCUUCUAUCACUUCAAUUCUAACCCCAAGUUACCAUCAGCAGAGUUGGUACAUGUCCACAAAUGCACAAAUGAGGUAAUUUGCUAUGAGCCACAUUUCCUUUUGGAGUCUAUCAUUUCAUAUCUUGUAAAUUAAAGAUAGACAUGCAUCAGAGCAUAAUCUGUGAUCUUUUGAAGUUGUCUGAUUCUGAUCUGUUUCUCUUGUCUCUUUCCUGACCCUCUUGCCCUGGACCAAAGAACAUUAGAACAGUUUCCCAUUGACGUUAGCCCAUAUCCCAAUUUAGUAUUUGUCUUGCGAAGCUUGAACCAUUAACAGCAGCUUUUGUGUGGCAUCUUUAAGUGUAGGAAAAUGUAUUUAUGCCUCACUGGUGUUAUCUAACAAAAGAAUACUAAGGCAGAUAUUUAAGAAAAUGAACAAUAUUUUAUCCAGAGUUCGGAGAAAGGGAGUAUUUCAAAUAAAUGAGCACAGAUACUGUAAACUGAAUAACCUCCAUCCUUUUAUUCUAUGAUAUUUUUAAAGAUAAGUAAAGGAAAAGUACCUCCCCAUGCUUUGUUUGGUGUAUCAGGCAGCAACCUUGUUGUUUCUUUAGCAACUUUUUUUUUUACGAGGCCAAGUUGUUAGCUCGACGCUUAACCCACCAUGGAUGGAAAGUGUGCAAGGAGCCAGCCGGAUUCAAACCCGGGACCUCUUGUUCCAAAGUCCAGGUGGAGAUACCACUUCACCACUGUCACAGGUGUGAUUUUUAAAACGAGCUAAUAAUUCUCAAGGGGGUUGGUUGUUGCGAGUGCACAAAGGUGUAAUUUAUAUGACAGCAGGGGUUCUGAACCUGGGUUCCACAGACCCAUUGUUUAAUGUUAUUGCUGCAUGGCAUAAAAAAGGUUGGGAACCCCUGUGUUAAAGAGCAAAGGCGCAACAGCCGGAAGUAUAGUGAAGGGAAUAUUUCAGUGUGUUUCUAACAGAGCUUGUACUGCUGAAAUUGUUAAUGUGCUGUUUCACGCCUACAAUAACUUGUCUCAUGGUUUGUCAUGUCAGGCAGGAGAAAAUGAAAGGUUCACUAAUGGCCUGUCCAAAUUACUGUAAGGUAACUCCAUUCUCAUUGUUCUGAUUGGAUAAUUGUGAUUUAGAAAAAUAGUGUACAUUUGUUUGAGGCCUUUAAAGAUGAAACUUUAGACAAUAUGUGUUGAAGGACAAAGUUUGUAAAUUUUCAAAAAGUGGGCUCGUUGAAAAUUUUUGCGAUGAGUGAAGUUGUGAAGGAAGGGUAUUUUAGAAAUUGCAGAUCCUGGAAACCUGAAAUAAAGGGAAAUGUUGGAAACUAUGGGUAGGCAACGUCUGCAGAAAGAGUAGACCUUUCAUCGGAAUAUAAAACAGGGAACCAUGCAGCACAGUACCUUCCACAUAGCCCUCCAGCUUACUUUCAUCAAUGUGCCCAUCUAAAGAGUCUCUUACAUGUCCCUAAUGUACUUGCCUCCAGCACAACUGGGGAAGAGAGAGAGAACAAGUUACUUUUGUGGGAUGGAAAACCCUUGUAAAACUAAUCUAAUGAGUAUUAAAAUAUAAUUGGGCUUGAAUUUGGGGGGGCGACAUUUUGGGAGCAGAUAGGUUAGAACUGUAAAAGCUGCUAAUGAUUAGCUGCUGUACACAUGAAAUUUAAUUUUUUGAUUUGGUGAAUAAAUUGGUUGCGUUGUUAUUGUUGGCCUCUAUGACCUUGGAUUGGUGUAUUGCAAUUGAGAGGGAUAGGAGUAAAGAAAUAAUUAAAGUUUCACAUUUUCUGAAAAGAAGCUUUUGCUUGUAGCAUAACAUCUAAGGGUGUUACAGCUAUAGUCCAGUAACUCCUUUGAGUGGCCUUUCACAUUUAAACUCUUGUAAUGAACACUGAUGCAUUAAUACUUUGUAGAGUAUUGCUGAUAUCUGCUUAUACUUCUAAUAUCAAUUUAAACCCCUUCAUUGAUUACAGUUGAGAAGUUGGUUGUGAGACAUACUGGAGCUUCUGAAGUGAAGAGGUGAAGAUACCUAACCCAUUGUGAUUAGCAGAGGGUUUUAGGAUGUUGACUGGACAGAUUCAAUGUAUAGUUCAUGUAUGAGAGGACAUUUUCCUUAAGGUAAUCCCAUGUGCCCACUGCCUUUGCCCUUCAAGGCAGUAGAGUUCAUGCAUUUAGGUAUUGCUGUUGUAAAAGCUUUACAGACUUACUACAUCUUGCAGAAUCCACAGGUAUUCCAAAAGGUGAAGAAGAAGAAAGAGCUAAUGAAUUGGGCAGGUAUUUUCUGAAUAUUGUGAAAUCUCUUGUAUGUUGAGAACUGCAUUCAUCUGUGCAGACAUAGAGUAUUCUAUCGCACUUCAAUCCCAUGCUUCAAAUGAUGGAAAAGCUUCAGAGCAGUAGUGGGCGAGUUGCUCACUUUUGGAUGCCCAACCUGUGCGUGUAUUUGAAAUCACUGCAAGUACUGGUUGAAAGGAGAUAACUCCAGUGGAGGUUUGCAUAAAAUAUAGACCCUAGCACAGAACAGAUGGAUUGAAUGGCUUAUCAAACUAGCUCUAUGCAAGUACUGAAGUUACAGACAAUUAUCGAUUCCACUGAUGGGACAAUGGAUGGCUGAACAGGAGGCAGAUUAGUUAGAUCACUCUGCGGCAGAUAUGCUUGCAUGAAAGGAUGGAUAAACGAGAUGGGGUCGUUAACUAUUUGUUAUGUGUUGUUAUGUUGAGAGGCAGAAAAUAAAUUUAUCUGAAUCACAAUCAGGUUUAAUAUCACCAGCAUAUAUCGUGAAUUUGUUGUAUCAAAGGGGUAAUCCAGCCUGCAGUCAUGUCCAGAGUAGGCAGACCAAUAUUAAACUUUUGAUUUAGUGUUGGCUGAAGUGCAUUGUAGGGGAAGGACUGCUGAAGGCAAUCCUUUUCACCUUUUUAUCUCCUGGAAUGACUGUGACGUAAAGAUAGAAAUAAAAAGGAAGAUUGCAAGAUGAGCUAAAUGGAAAACCACAGGAAAGAUUAGUGAACUUGAGUCAAACAAAUCAGUGCCUAGUUUUUUAAUAAUACAAUGAUCUUACUUGGUGCUUUAACAUUAUUACAGUAAGUUACAUUGAAAAAACAAUGGACUUGUUCCUCUGCUUACAUAACUGGUAAAGGCUGCAGCCCAUCAAGGUGCAAGCCUUUUGAUUUUUAGACUCGUUGUAGGUAAACUGCAAUUAGCUAUGGUAUCCAUUAGUUAAAGAAACCUUAGAUAAGAUUUGUGCACUUGAAUUUGUGUACAUACAGUAUAUACUGUGUAGAAGCUGGGGAAAGAUGGAACAGCCUGUGUUAAUCCGCACCAUUCAAAUAACUGUCUUGUGUUCAGGAUGUGGCAGAUGCUGUCACAGCAAACAUUUAUUGCCUUUGAAAGUUAUAAAUAUUCAACUGUUUUAGUUCAAAUAAUGUCAAUGAAUGAAUCAGGUGCUAAUUUAGGUUACACAGUCCUUUAUUGAGGCAGCAAGUGUCAAAAUUAUUAGCUUGCAAACAGGAGCUGGUGCCUGCAGCAUAUCCCCCAGUUUAGUGUUGACCCUUUGAUUUUUCACUUUCUUCAGCAUUAAUUCUUCAUUGAGAUACAGUACCAACACCUACAACAUCUCCCAAUUCCUCACCAAAUGAUUGUUUAUACAAACUCCUGUCAUUGCAGUAUGAUUUCAACUAUAGUGCACACUUUACCUCCAAGUCUCAUUCUACCAACACUGGUUGUGCACUUUUCAGCUAGGUAUGGACAGAAUCAGCACAGAACACAAAGUAAGCUAGAGUCAGGAUUUUCAGCAUAGAAGAUGGCCAUUCAUCCAUACAUCUAGCUUCCCUUGAGUGCAUCCAUUCAAUCAUUCCAUGUAGUAUUGCCCCGAGUGAAGAGAAUUACCCUAAGUUCUUUCUUUGAUUUAUUAGUGAUGAUCUUCUAUUUCUAGUUUUAGGAUACAAUUGAGUGUAAACAAGUUUGCCAAUUUCAUCAAGCCUCUGCACAAUUUUUAAAACCCUGUCAAUUUACACCUUCAUUUCAAGAAAAAAGUAAUCCUAGUGCUCAUUCUUCUCUGGUAUUUUUUUUUACUUGACUGGACAGUUAGGAUCAAGAUUUUUCUCUAGGCCAUGAAUUGAGCUUGUUUAUGUAAUGGCAUUAGAGUCUAGGAUGAGGGAUAUAAUCUUAAAAUCACAAUUCCAAAACUUGGGCUACCUCUCAGGCUCUAACUCUCCAGAGAAAACAACUCAGGUUUAUGCAAUCUCUUUGUAGCUCAUGCCCUCUAAUUCAGGCACCAUCCUGCCUAAAGCUCUUCUGACAAAAUACUUAUUUUUUAUGAAAAUUAAGUUAGUGGAGAUAUUUUCCGACUUCAAUAAAUUAUGUCAUGCAAAAGUUACUAUGAACAUCUUAAACAGAAAGGAAACAUGUCGAUAGCAAUAGCUUGAAUAUCUUUGUGUUUCUUUCACUUAGACUUAAGCAAGCCCAUCAUUUACAUAAUUCAUAAAAGGGCUGUUGAAAUAUUUAAGUAACACAGUCAACAUCACAAUGAUUUCAUGUGAAAAUUUUUUAGUAACAGCAAUGACUCAUUAAAUAUUGAUAACUCGCAGAUAUUUCUUUGCUUAUGAACAAGUGGAGGCAAUUUCAAAGUUUUUAACAUCUUAGAAAAAGUUCUAAAGAUAUAAAAUUAUGUUUAUGAAGCAGUUUUAUUGGUAGUAUUUAAUCAGAAGACAUCUAUUUCAACCACUGAAACGUAGCUACCAACAUGAGGUUCACACCCUAUGGUGGCUUUCAGGAAUUUAUAUGGAAUACCAUAAUUCCCAGAAGUGGAAAAACAUCCAAUGUGUAAUUUGCAUGUGAAAACUAUGGAGGCUUCUGGAAGGGAGCAGGACCGAAAUUUCAGGAAGAGGGAGAAGCGGGUGAGACAAUUUACUGAUUUGUAAACUUUUCUGUUUUAUUCAUGUAAACUUUAUCCUUAAGUCACCAAGGAGUAAUAAAAAAACUUUUCAAUUUAA